Molecule: messenger RNA, 746 nt
Organism: Clunio marinus
Lineage: Eukaryota; Metazoa; Arthropoda; Insecta; Diptera; Chironomidae
Source: the annotation of a GenBank genome assembly
AUCGAAGAUCAUCUGCAAGAUUCGCAGUAUCAAGCCACAGCAGUUGAAAGAUGAAUAAAAUCGUUUUCGUAACUCUUUUCUUGACAAGCAUCAUCGCUUUUGCUAACGCUACAGGCGGAUCUCCAUGCGUCUUCGAAGGUCAAACAUAUCAAGACGGAGAAUUCGUCACAUUUAGUCCAUUCAAUGGGUUCGGGUGUAUAAAGGUUAUUUGCAUGGAUGGAAACUUAGCUCAAAAUGGUGAAGUAACUUGCGACGACAUACCUGCAAAUGCUUCUGAAUGUGACGAAGUUCCAGUAGCCGGAGAAUGCUGCCCUAGAUACGAAAACUGUCCAAGUGUCGGUGGACCAGCUAAAAUUUUGAAAUGUGUAGACCUUAUGAAUAAAAUCGUUUUCGUAACUCUUGUCUUGACAAGCAUCAUCGCUUUUGCUAACGCUACAGGCGGAUCUUCAUGCGAAUACCAAGGUCAAACAUAUCAAGACGGAGAUUUCGUCACAUAUAGUCCAUUCGAUGGGUUCGGGUGUCAAGCGUUCUAUUGCGUGGAUGGAAGUUUCGCUUCAAAUGAAGAGAUAGAAUGCGAUGUACCUGCAAAUGCUUCUGAAUGUGAGGAAGUUACAGUAGCUGGACAAUGCUGUCCUAGAUAUGAAAACUGUCCAAGUGUCGGUGGACCAGCUAAAAUUUUGAAAUGUGUAGACCUUGUUUGAAUUAAAAAUUCAUUUUAAAAUUCAAUAAAAGUGAAAAUAUAAAAA